AUGGAGAAUAGUCCAACGCAGAUAAAACAAAAAGUGGUCACUGGGAACGAUCCGUCUAGUAUGAAGAGAAAGCAGCAGACUUGUAGGAGUCUCCCCCAGAGUGAAAGAAGCCAAAGGGGAAUAAGCAGAAAAGUUAGCACAGUAGGAGUGACAUCCGAAUAUGUUCUGGGGGAGGAACAAAAAAGUGGUGAUAUCCCCCCGACAGGGAAUCACAUCCAUCCUGAUAGUGUCAACUAUGGGAAGAUAGUCAGUUUCGAGGAAGGGGCCUUUUCCAAAGAGCAAAGGUGGAAUGCCCAAGGAAGCGUCUCCACGAACGCAUAUUCCCACCACUGCAGCGUUGAUGAGAGCACCUCGCGUCAAAACAGCAAUGAAGGUUAUCUCUCCGUGUGCACUUCCCUGGAGGUGGAGGGAGAAAGGACUGAUCUGCUUUACAAUCAAAGUAGCACUCUAAAGGAGGACAAUAACACGUUCCUAUUAGAGCAUGAAAUAUUUUUUGCAAAGGAUGAGUUAGUUGACGUGAAAGGUGAAAAUCAGUCUCGUCAGAGAAGUAAGCUAAAUGGAGGUGGGGGUAAAAAGAGGGACCUUGUGUCUACUAACGAGGCAUUAAAAAAGGGGAAGUACCCAUCUGGGGAUGUUGCUACUAAUUCAAAGAACACCCAUGAGGAUAAAACGAUUGUUCAUAGAAGGAGGAAUUCAGUGGGGAGGUCUCCCAAAUGUGAGGGUGCUAACCCUGCGAGGUGCAACACGUCUGAUAGGGCACAUGAUCAAAAGUUGAAAAGGGAAUCCACCCACGUGAUUUUAGAGGAAGCCCCCGUUAGUGGGAAGGGAAGGACUUCCAAUUCGGGUAAGAUUAAAGUAGCAGAUCAGAAAAUAAGCAACGCCUCGUCGUACGAUAAACGGAAGAGGGAAGAAUAUGUUUCCACUUCGAAUUACAGGUCAGAUAAUUUUACGUCUGGAGAUAAAAUGGACUGUAGAAACGACACCUUUUGUUAUGAGAAUAGCUUACAGAGUAGUCUGUCCAAGAGUGCCCAUAGUUCUAGCUUGGUGGACUAUGUCACUUCUCAAAAUAGUAGCCUCACUACUGAGUAUGGGGAGCAGUUUCCGGAGGGGACUCCUUACAAGAGCGAACGCACCACGGGUAGUCCCCCUUGCGAUAAGCCUUCUUACUUAAGUAGGGAAGUGCAAGACAGUCUCUACAAUUCCGUGGUGCAGAACAUGGAAAGGGAAAUUAUGAUCUUGAACGGGUUCGAGCAGGGGCAGGUUACAACGGAUCGAGGCAAGGUAGUGAAAGACGUAAAAGUGGAUGAUAUACAGUUGGACAAGGGGAAACUUCCCCCAGUGGAAGCCUACCCUGCGAAAUGCACCACAUCAGAAGAAGACGCCGUGAGAAUAUUUUUCAAGGGGGACAGAAGAUUCUUCAACUUUGAUCUCCCCGCUAGCGAAAUAAUCGAACGGAAGAGCUUUGAAAUACUCGAAAUGAUUAGCGAAGGAAGUUUCGGCACGGUUUACAAAGCACUGUGGCAGAAGAAAAUCGUUGCCGUGAAAAAGUCUCACAUCCACAUGUCCCUGGAGGGCAUGCGUUCCAUCGUGCGCGAGGUGAAUACGUACCGCUCCGUUUCGCACGAUAACAUUGUAAAGUAUUACGGAGUCUGCAUAGACGAAUCCUUCAUAGGGAUCGUCCUGGAGUAUGUCCCCAGAGGGAACGUCUUCGAUAUGUUGUACAAUGGCACGCUGGUUGUUCCUUACGAGGUUCGCCUGCAUAUGGCUGUCCAGCUCGUGCAAGUGGUUAAGUACCUUCACUCGGUUAAGCGGUUCGUCCACCGGGAUUUGAAAACGAGUAACUUUUUGUUUGACGAGGAGUACAACCUAAAAAUAUGCGAUUUCGGAAAAACGAGGAAGUUAAACACAGACGGGAAAAUUAUUUUAGAGGACAACGGGGGCUCCCCCAGAUACAUGGCCCCGGAGUGUUUCAUCGAAGGGAACUCCAUAAAUGAGAAGUCAGACAUCUGGGGCCUGGCGUGUUGCCUGAUUGAGAUUUUCGCCAACCAAAUUCCGUUUCAGCAUAUAAAGCAUAAGGAAGAUGUUGUAGUAGAAAUUUUGGUGAACAAGAAGAAGCCGAAUGUGCCUAACUGCUUCCACCCCAAAUUGCAUAAACUGUUGGAGAGGAGUUUCUGCACAGACCCAGAGGAAAGACCCUCAUGCGAGGAAUACCUACAAUUGCUUCUCGAGUAUUAUGAAAACAGCUGA
Plasmodium coatneyi is the source of this 2247-nucleotide messenger RNA. RefSeq names its product Protein kinase. Gene Ontology annotation, biological process: protein phosphorylation. Lineage: Eukaryota; Apicomplexa; Aconoidasida; Haemosporida; Plasmodiidae. Gene Ontology annotation, molecular function: ATP binding; protein kinase activity. The transcript has 5 exons. The record is from RefSeq and is a predicted model, not a curated record. The coding region runs from base 1 to 2247 and encodes 748 amino acids.